Penicillium pulvis is the source of this 582-nucleotide messenger RNA. RefSeq lists its product as uncharacterized. The record is from RefSeq and is a predicted model, not a curated record. The transcript has 2 exons. Lineage: Eukaryota; Fungi; Ascomycota; Eurotiomycetes; Eurotiales; Aspergillaceae. The coding region runs from base 1 to 582 and encodes 193 amino acids.
AUGUCUAGAAUCCCACCAUUCGACUCCAACUCGUUUUUUUCGAAGCCAGACACAAGUCACGCCAGCAAGGCGGCUGAGCAUCAGGAAACCACAGAUGCAUGGGUCCAUAACACUAAGCCACCCCUUUUCUGGGAAUUUAUCUCCGCGCACCCAAUAUCCCUCAAAUUGGAAAACAUGAAAGCCGCGCUUAGCGCCGGCGCUGAUCCAAAUGAGAUGGACCACGAGCGUGAUCCACGCCGCAGUCUCGGUCGGCCUCUUCAUUGCGCUAUGGGGGACUGGGGCGACCCUGUCCAUGUGAAAGAAAACAUCCCAGCAAUCAAGCUACUGCUCGAACAUGGUGCUGAUCCCCGCCUGCCGGGUCCAGAGGUCAAGCCUGCAUCUUUAGGGCUGCAAUCGCCCUUGGAAUAUGCAAGGCGACUAGCGAUGCGCGAGUGGCGGGGGAAGGGCGAACUCUUGGAUUGCGGGUAUUAUGCAGAAGCUUAUCGCGUUAUGAAAGAGGCUGCUGAUGAUCUAGAUUGGCGCGAUGCACCGACGAAAGGAGGGGUUGUGGACUCGGUACUCGGUAUCUUUGGCGUUCGGUAG